This is a messenger RNA of Angiostrongylus costaricensis, 1413 nucleotides long. The record is from the annotation of a GenBank genome assembly. Lineage: Eukaryota; Metazoa; Nematoda; Chromadorea; Rhabditida; Metastrongylidae.
AUGGUAGCUUCACGUGAGAAGAAGUAUAAAUGCCGAAAGUGUAGCAAUACAUUCAUAACAUCAGUUGCUCUGAAACUUCACACGAGUACUGCUCAUAACACAGACGCUGGUGGCAUAUGCGAAAAGGUCUUUGGAGUACCGCUCAAAGGCUUCUUUUUCAUCUGCCGUAAUUGUUGUGCUGUGUUUGAGAGCCAACAGCAGUUCAAAUCGCAUCGGGUUUCUCACGGUCCUACUGGUUCGAUUUCAUGUGGAGAAUGUUCUGCAAUUGCGUACAAUACGCCACUUUAUGAACACCAUCGUAAAGCGCAUGCUACCCCGGAUAGGUUGUUUUACGGAUGCAGUCAAUGCAGCAUUAUGUUCCGUACGGACUCGCGUCUGAUGUUUCAUUUGCGUGAGGCCCACGGUGUUCCACUCUUUUUCUUCUGCAAAGCAUGUCACCUGGGUGGUCCACAUGAGCGUACGAUUUACGCCCAUGUUGCUGUUAAAUCUCACAGAUGUCGUCAGUUUGCCGAGCAGAAAAAUUGGAGUCACACUGCAACAAUUGGAGUGUGUCCAAUGAAUGUCCUCCAUUACCAGCCGAAGAAUCCAGUAUCUCAUGAGUUGGUGCUACAACGGGGAUCGGAGCUGGCCAUGACACUUGAUAAUGGAACAGAGUUUCCUUUCACUGGUAUUUACGACCAGAUUCCAAACGAAGGCUCAUCGGUUGCUCCUAGUCGUGCUAUCGCACCAAGACCGAUAUCAAUGGAUGCUCCUCCCUGUGUUGGCGGCCUUACUAAUAGUAUGAGAAAUACGUCAGAUACUUCUUGCUCUUCGACUUCAUGGCUACCUGUGCGAUCCCAUCAACAUUCAUCUUCUAGUUCACAACAAAUUGCUGCAGUGUCGUCACUGUCAAAUGGUAGAGGUACAACUCCCCUCAAACGUCGUACACCUGCGAUUAACUCAGAUGUAAUAACGUUGAGUGACGAUGAACCUGGUCCAUCAACUGCUAAGCGGCCACCUAUGCAAAUAUGUCGUACACUAAUGCCAACACCUCAGAUUCAGUCACUGCAUGAAUUGCAUACGAACGGAAUGAAAUGGUUUUGCCUAGACUGUGCGACUGCACAUAUGGACGAAAUAGAGGCAGUGAAGCACUAUUUCAGUGUACAUGUGAAAGUUGCUGAACAAAAAGCUCUCGCGAAAGGAAUGUUGUUUCGACCAAUUCAUUACCAACUCCAAUGUCCAUUUCCGAAAUGUCGUCUGCCAUUAAGCACGCUUACGAAUCUUCGACUUCAUCUCAAUAACAGACAUAGAGCAGAGACGACUUCGUCUUCGACCGAGAAGCUGUCCCUAGAGGGAUCGCUGAGGUGUGCCAUAUGGAAGUUUGUAGAUUACACAUCUCUUAACACAUUCGCGACGGCUCCUGAUUUGUUGUGA